GGCGCCGAAGACAGCGUGAGGAAGGGGCGGUGGAGGGUCAAGUCGUGAGGAAGGGCCGUGAAGACAGGCGGAGAGCAGGUCCGACGGGUCGUCCAGUUGACAGAACUGGUCAGUGGCUGGUCCCAGAGGCCGGCACACAGAACCUGCUCACAUCUCAUUGGCUCCUUAAGUCAGGCGACGGCCGGCAGUGGGCACCACUUUGACAGCGGCACUAGGACGGGUAGAACAACAUCCCCGUGUUUGAGAACAACCCGGUCACUGCUGCCCCUGGAGCUGGGAAAUAACUUCCUGGCAGACAUUAUGACCUAGUUCUGGGAUGACAGCCAGAAGCUAUACUCCCCCGGAGGUGUGAGUUGCUCCAACCUCCAUCGUCUCGUCCCAUCUGUCUCGUCUCGUGUCUCGUCCUCAGUCAAGUCAAGUCAAACCCGCGUCACGUGACCUAUGUCGUCACGUGUGACGUCACAACACUGUCCAGCCCGAUGUGUGUGGUCUCGUCUGCUCGUCCUAUCGUCUCGUCAGUACUCAUCAUUACUCAAACGUAACCGUUGUAUUUAAUGGCUACUCCUAUAACCUCGUCCUGUCCUGUCGUUCAUGAAGUCUUCACGACUUCUGUUAUGUCUCGUCUCGUCUUGUCCUUGAAGAACAAAAAUGAAUAUUGAAGCCACAUUGUAAAUAAACAAAGUGCAUUAUUAUUGAGUAUGCUGUAUAUAUAUCAUGAUGAUUUUUCUCAGAAAAAAGAGAACGUUUCAGCCAUGCAUGUCUUAGAUGUAAGACAGCCCCGGAGAGAAAAGAGAAGAGAGAUAGACUCCUUUUGCCCUGACCAUGAUCUGUGUUACUUUGUACUGUACCGGGGACCUGUGGGCCCCCACAGCCCAUAAAUAGACGACAUUUGAUCCACUUUGGAGCACUUUUUGACUUAAUAAAAGUUUACAAUGUUUGGAAAUG
Aplysia californica (California sea hare) is the source of this 945-nucleotide messenger RNA. RefSeq lists its product as uncharacterized. NCBI's taxonomy places the organism in Eukaryota, Metazoa, Mollusca, Gastropoda, Aplysiida, Aplysiidae. The record is from RefSeq and is a predicted model, not a curated record.